AUGUCGAUAAAUCAUUAUCUCAGUAGUCAACAUACAGAAUCCAUAGAGUUUUCUUUGGAGAACCGAAUCAAUCCUGUUGUGGAAUUCUUGAUAGUCCUGGAUGCCGCCGCGGUCAAGGCCAACCCCGAGGCCGCAAUCGCCAAGCUUACAGCUGAAGCUGAGGCCGUUCGGGUCCUUGCGGACCGCACCGUUGCCCCCGCGCCGCUCAUUCUGACGCGCGUUGAGACCGCUGCCUCUGGUGAGGCUGUCGGACGCAAUGUGGACUCUGAGGGUGGUGCUCAUGGUUCCCCUACUGGUGGCUGGGGCGAAUCUAACUUUGGCAAUCUGUGUCCACUCCGUUGGUUUUGUUCCCACUGA
Messenger RNA from Penicillium hordei, 357 nucleotides. RefSeq lists its product as uncharacterized. Bases 1 to 357 code for a protein of 118 amino acids. The transcript has 3 exons. NCBI's taxonomy places the organism in Eukaryota, Fungi, Ascomycota, Eurotiomycetes, Eurotiales, Aspergillaceae. The record is from RefSeq and is a predicted model, not a curated record.